Molecule: messenger RNA, 978 nt
Organism: Erinaceus europaeus (western European hedgehog)
Lineage: Eukaryota; Metazoa; Chordata; Mammalia; Eulipotyphla; Erinaceidae
Product: beta-1,3-galactosyltransferase 5-like
Exons: 1
Coding region: 7-978 (323 amino acids)
Cellular component (GO): membrane
Molecular function (GO): N-acetyl-beta-D-glucosaminide beta-(1,3)-galactosyltransferase activity
Source: RefSeq, a predicted model, not a curated record
UUUCAGAUGACUUUCCUGAAGAUGAAAUUGAUAUUCGUUUCCCUCCUGGUCCUGGGAGUUCUUUGUCUGUAUUUCAGUAUGUACAGCCUGACUUCAAUUAGAAAUAUCUUCAACACUGAGAGGAGAGUCUUCCUCCAGCUCCCAGAGCUCAACUGUGAACAGAACCCUCCCUUCCUGAUCCUGCUGGUGGCCUCGACCCAGGAGCAGGUGUUUGAUCGCUCUGUCAUCAGGGGCACCUGGGGCAGAGAAAGGCUGGUGAGAGGGAAACGCAUCAACACCUUCUUCCUCUUGGGGGCAGCUCCCAAGAAGCACAUCUCAGGAGAGGUGUCCCAGGAGAGCCAGCGUCACCGAGACAUCAUCCAGAAGGACUUUGUGGACACGUAUAAUAACCUGACCCUGAAGACGCUGAUGGGCAUGGAGUGGGUCCACCGCUUCUGUCCCCAGGCGGCUUUCGUGAUGAAGACAGACACGGACACCUUUGUGAACAUCUAUUACCUGACUGACCUGCUUCUGCAGAAGAACAGGACCGCCCGGUUCUUCACAGGCGCCAUAUUUAUCAACGUCUCCACCGUUAGAGAUGAGAACAACAAGUGGUUUGUGAGCACAGAGGAGUAUCCGAGGGACAAGUACCCUCCCUUCUGCUCGGGCUCUGGCUACGUCUUCUCCAGCGACAUGGCAGGGCUGGUCUACAGCGUGUCCCAAAGUGUCCCCUUCCUGAAGCUGGAGGACGUGUUCGUGGGGCUCUGCCUCGAACGACUGAACAUCACACCAGAGCCUCUGCACUCAGAAGACACUUUCUUCCCUAACUGGCUGCCGUUCAGCACCUGUCUCUUUAAGAAAAUCGUGACCUCACAUCCCAUCGAGAUUGGAUUUGCUUUCUUGUAUUGGAACAGUCUGGAAAAUUCUCUGGAAGAAGAGUGUCCAUCUGCUUCUGGGAGUCCAGCUGCACAAGUGACAUCCAGUAGUGACAUUGUCUGA